This is a messenger RNA of Quercus lobata, 1668 nucleotides long. RefSeq names its product purple acid phosphatase 5-like. The record is from RefSeq and is a predicted model, not a curated record. NCBI's taxonomy places the organism in Eukaryota, Viridiplantae, Streptophyta, Magnoliopsida, Fagales, Fagaceae. The transcript has 8 exons. Gene Ontology annotation, molecular function: acid phosphatase activity; metal ion binding. The coding region runs from base 119 to 1513 and encodes 464 amino acids.
UGCUCUACAACACAUACACUGUCCACGUAACUUGCUCUACAACACAUACACUGUUCACUUAACUUGCUCUACAACACAUACACUGUUCACUUAACUUGCUCUCUCUCUAAAGCAAAAUAUGGGUUCCAAAAAUAUGAGUGCACUGUGGAUGGUAGCUAUGGUGUUUGUGUUGCUGAAUAUUGGUUUGUGCAAUGGAGGGAAAACAAGCCCUUAUGUUAGGAAACUAUACGCCUCUGAAGACUUGCCAAAGGAUACCUUUCCUUCUCCUCCAGGUUUCAAUGCACCAGAGCAGGUUCAUAUAACUCAAGGAGAUUAUGAUGGGCGAGGUGUGAUCAUUUCAUGGGUGACACCAGUUAUGAAACACCCAGAUGUUGUGUCUUAUUGGGCUGCAGGUGCAGAGGGCAAGCGCAAGCAUAAGCAUACAGUUCAAUCUGUAACCACUACUUACAAAUACUAUAAUUAUAACUCUGGCUACAUUCACCAUGCUACCAUUAAAGGAUUGGAAUAUGACACUAAAUACUUUUAUGAGAUCGGGCAAGGUAAUUCAGCUCGUCAAUUUCAUUUCACAACUCCACCAAAAAUAGGGCCAGAUGUUCCAUACACAUUUGGCGUUAUCGGUGAUUUGGGACAAACAUUUGACUCUUAUGAGACAUUGAAGCAUUAUAUGGCCAAUCCAAAAGGCCAAGCUAUGCUGUUUGUGGGAGAUCUUUCUUAUGCUGAUGAUCACCCACACCAUGACAAUGAGAGAUGGGAUGAAUGGGGCCGGUUCGUAGAGAAGAGUACUGCAUACCAACCAUGGAUUUGGGCUGCUGGCAAUCAUGAGAUUGAUUUUGCGCCAGAGUUGGAAGAAAAUGUUCCUUUCAAGCCAUAUUUGCAUAGGUACCUUACACCCUAUCAGGAAUCACAAAGUACAUCGCCGCUUUGGUAUUCUAUUAGGCUAGCAUCUGCACACAUCAUUGUCUUGUCUUCAUACUCUUCAUUUGCCAAAUACACUCCUCAAUACACUUGGCUUGAAACGGAGCUCUCAAAGGUUAAUAGAGCUGAGACUCCAUGGCUAAUUGUUCUUCUGCACUCACCAUGGUACAAUAGCAACAGCUACCAUUACAUGGAAGGGGAAGCCAUGAGAGUGACAUUUGAACCUUGGUUUGUUCAACACAAAGUUGAUCUAGUAUUUGCUGGUCAUGUUCAUUCCUAUGAACGCUCGGAGCGCAUAUCGAAUGUAAAGUACAACAUAACAAAUGGACUAAGCACCCCAGUAAAGGACCCUUCUGCACCAGUUUACAUAACCAUUGGUGAUGGAGGAAACAUUGAAGGCCUUGCUUCCGGUUUUGUUGACCCACAACCAAGUUAUUCUGCAUAUAGAGAAGCAAGCUUUGGGCAUGCAAUUCUCGAGAUAAAAAAUAGCACUCAUGCCCACUAUACUUGGCACCGUAACGACGAUAAUGAAGCCGUUGCUGCUGAUUCAAUUUGGUUCUUCAACAGACAUACUUAUCCAAAAGAAGAGCAUAAUUAAGCUAUCACUAUGAUUUUGAAGUGACUUUCGGUGGUUCUUUUUAGUUUUGUCUAGAAUUUAGGUGCAAUAAUGAAUUAUGAAUUUGGUUUUAGAGUUGUUUUUUUUUUUUUAGUUAUUCAUUUUCCUAGUUUGUCAUCAAUAAAAUCAUUUUUUAU